UCCCCCCCUCUGCCGCGCCUCCUCUCGCGUUCGCGAACCCCGACGAACUACGGAGGUCGGCGGCCAUGCUCGCGCUCGCCAACCUCUCGCCUUCCGCGUGGCCGAGAGUCGUCGCGGGCGCCGCCUCCUCGGCGCUCACCGCCGCCGUCUUCGCCCUCCUGGACGUCGUCGACGUGUUCCUCUGCUUCGUGUACGGCUUCCUCGACGGCGUCCUCGAGGACAGCCCCGUCAGCUGCUACUGCCACGGGAGGCACACAGCGGCGAUGGAGGACGACGAGGUUUCCGACACAUUGUACCUCCGGCGGAGCGCCUUCCGAGACGCGCUCAUGGGACUUGUCAGGGGUAGGAGCGGGUCGCCGGCGGAGACGGAGCGGCGCAAGGGGCGGAGCCCGAGGUGGUCGGACUGCGGCUGCGAGUCGUGCCGCGAAUGGCAGCGCCACCACGACGUCGACGGCCGGCUGCACUUCGUCGUGAACCGACCGGCGCCAAACGAUGGACCAGCGACGACGACGCGGAGUGAUCAAGACGACGCCAUCUUCAUCCACGGCUUCACGUCGUCGUCUUCCUUCUGGUCCGAGACCGUGUUCCAUGAAUCCUCCUCCGUCCUCAGCAACUGCAGAAUGUUCGCGGUUGAUCUCCUCGGCUUCGGCAAGAGUCCCAAGCCGGCAAACUGCAUGUACAGGCUGAAAGACCACGUCGAGAUGAUCGAACGGAGCCUCAUCGAUCCACUGAACCUGAGCUCCUUCCAUCUCGUCAGCCACUCGAUGGGCUGCAUCAUCGCCAUUGCAUUGGCCGCAAAGCACCCGGAACGAGUCAGAUCAAUCACACUGAUUGCACCGCCGUACUUUCCGGCGUGCGAAGAGAAGGCGAGCCAAGUGGCACUGAAGAGGCUGGCGGAGAAGAAGCUGUGGCCGCCAUUGCAGUUUGGGUCCGCAGUGAUGUCAUGGUACGAGCACAUUGGGAGGACCGUCUGCUUCUUGGUCUGCAAAAACCACCUGCUCUGGGAGCGCCUCUUCAAGCUCCUCACAGGAAAGAGGGACGUGGACUUCCUACUGGGUGACCUGACGAAGCACACGCACCACUCGGCGUGGCACACGAUGCACAACGUGAUCUGCGGCGGCGCGAGGCUGCAGGACGGGAACCUGGAGGCCGUCGAGGCGGGGGGCGUCCCGGUGCGGGUGAUCCACGGCGGCGACGACCAGGUGGUGCCGGUGGAGUGCAGCCGCCAGCUGAAGGCCAGGCUUCCCGGCGCGGAGCUCCGUGUCUUGGGUGGGUGCGACCAUAAGACGGUGGUUUUCGGCAGGGAGGAGUUCGCCCAGGAGCUCAGAGCCUUCUGGUCCGCCUCCCACUCCAACGAGCAACUUACUUCUGCACCACAGCGUGCAGGUUAACGGAUUUGAUUAACCUCGGUGUAUGAUUUUUUUUAUUUUGUUAGAGAAGUGUUUUUUUUUACCUUACUUUUAUGUCCAACUGGAUAUAUGCAAUAAUUUUAAAUUGAGAAUUUAGUCACGCAACCAACAUAAUCUGAAAUUUGCUCAUACGCAUAUAUAUGAACUCUUGACUUUAGUGUGUUACUUCACUGCAACCACUAAUGGACUAAGCGUCCAUUCACAAAUAAUAUCCACUCCAUUUUGUCAAUAGU
This is a messenger RNA of Oryza brachyantha (malo sina), 1642 nucleotides long. RefSeq names its product probable lysophospholipase BODYGUARD 4. The transcript is spliced from 4 exons. Bases 66 to 1391 code for a protein of 441 amino acids. NCBI's taxonomy places the organism in Eukaryota, Viridiplantae, Streptophyta, Magnoliopsida, Poales, Poaceae. The record is from RefSeq and is a predicted model, not a curated record.